GUGGGAGGGAGAGAGAGAGGGAGAGACAGAUAAAGAGAGGGGGAGAGAGAGAGAAAGACAGAGAGAGAGAGAGGUGUCCAUACGUUACAAACAUACUCAAGGGAGGAUUAUAAGUGCCUCCUCCUUAACCUCUAACUUUGGAGUCCGACGGAGAACACACCCGAACAUGCUGUCCACCGAAGGGUCACCCGGAGUGACCGGAGCUGUUGCCAUAGCGACAGAAGAUGCUGAUGCUGAGGACAGGACCCUGUGGAGCGAGGAGGAGCUGGAGGACAGGUGCACGCACCUGGUGGAGGACUCCAUCCCUGAGGUCGCCGACGGCAACCAGGUGCGGAGUCGAGCCGAGGCCUCUCUGCCCAAGAACCUCCUGCUCAGACGCUCCGCAGACUCCACGGAGGUUCUCGGGGUGGUGAGUAGGGACCACAUCGCCGUGGGAACUCGUUUCGGACCCCUGGUGGGGGUCAGGUACAGAGAGAACAGUGUGCCCCCAAACGCCAACAGGAAGUACUUCUGGAGGGUGUUCUCUGAGGGUCAGCUGCAUCACUUCCUGGAUGGUGCUGAUGAGGGGCGGAGCAACUGGAUGCGCUUCGUGAACCCGGCCCGUGCUCCGUGCCAACAGAACCUGGCGGCGGGCCAGAGUGGCAUGGGCAUCUACUUCUACGCGGUGCGGCCCAUCGCCCCGGGACAGGAGCUGCUCGUCUGGUACUGCCGCCAGUUCGCCAACCGCCUCCAGUCCCCCCUCGCCCACCUACUGUCCGCAGGAACCACCGGGAAGACCUCCGCUCCAGCAGAGGGAGCCGUGCCUGUCCUGAGCAGCAGUCCCACGAGGAAGGGCUACAGCAUCACAGACAUCCUGAAGAAGGAGCCGCGCGCUCCGCACCGCGGAACAGAGCAGAACAGGUCCGCGCUCCGAGGCUCCCCCCUCCAGGAGGCUCCGCGGGGGAUCUGCCCCCCCAGCCCUGCUCUGAACACGCGCCCCCAGGUCCUAGAGGCAGCCCACGCAGCCUACGCCUUGAGGCUCAUCCCUAGUGCACUCCAUAAGGACCUCGGCAGAGAACCCAGACUCGGUUCCUCAGACCUCGGCAGAGAACCAAGACUCGGUUCCUCAGACCUCGGCAGAGAACCAAGACUCGGUUCCUCAGACCUCGGCAGAGAACCAAGACUCGGUUCUUCAGACCUCGGCAGAGAGCAAAGGCUCGGUUCUUCGGACCUCGGCAGAGAACAAAGACUUGGUUCUUUAGACCUCGGCCGAGAACAAAGACUCGGUUCUUUGGACCUCGGGAGAGAACAAAGGCUCGGUUCCUCUGGCCUUCUCAGAGGCCUGCCUCCAUUCGGACACGUUAGCGAUAGCCCUCUCAGGCCAGCAGUGCACCCGGAAUACUCCAGGCCUCUGCACCCGUACGGCCCAUCUCCGUUCUGCCUUCCUCAUCCUGCACUGGCGCUGGACAAGAUGUCUCCUCAGCCCGGCCUCCUCUACCUCCACAGCCCAGCUCAGAGCACGCCUGUCCCCGUACACAUGCUGCAGGUGCAGCCGCUUCCCUAUCUCCUGCACCUGUCCCGCUCUGGACAAAGGAGCGCUUUGAUUGGCUCGUCUGAGGGCCACAGAAACCUUGUGUCCAGCUACCGCAAUGAUUUGAACGGGCAGCCAAGCGUUGACCACAAAGGCUUUGGUGUCUCGCUGGACUUUGGCCAUAAUAACGUCGGCCUGUCCAGAGACCGAUUCGCCCACCCAGCACAGCUCCACGCCCCUCUCCUGACCACCAGCCUCGGGGGGUCUCCUGCCCUCGACCAGCCCAGGGACAGCUCACCCCUGCAGGGCAUGGCAGCCUCGCCGGGCCCCCUGCCCUCCACGCCCACCUCUGCUCAGCUGGGAUCCAGACGAGAGGUCUCCGUGGAGAUGAGCGACCUCGAGGCGUCGACACGGAGCAGCGUGGUCAACUACAGGACGCUGUCCUAUCCGCUGAUGAGGCAGAACGGAAAGAUUCGCUACGAGUGCAAGAUCUGUGGGAAGAUCUUUGGGCAGCUCUCCAACCUGAAGGUUCACCUGCGUGUGCACAGCGGGGAGAGGCCCUUCAGGUGUCAGACGUGCCACAAGAGCUUCACCCAGCUGGCCCACCUGCAGAAGCACCGCCUCGUCCACACGGGGGAGAAACCACACCAGUGUGAGGUGUGCCACAAGCGCUUCAGCAGCACCAGCAACCUGAAGACGCACCAGCGGCUGCACUCUGGGGAGAAGCCCUACACGUGCCGAACGUGCCCCGCCCGCUUCACCCAGUUCAUCCACCUCAAGCUCCACCGCAGACUCCACUCCAGCGGCGGAGGAGGAGGAGGAGGAGGCGGAGCGGACGACUGUCAUCCCUACGCCUGCCCCCACUGCCCCGGGGCCUACCUCCACUUCUGCAGCCUACAGCUCCACCUGCAGGGCUUCUGUCCCGCUAUGCAGCCUCCCGCCACAGGGGGGCAGGCUGGCGCACAGGAGGAGCUGGCCCGCAUCAACGAGGCGAUCGAGAGGUUCGACUUGGGCGAGGCUGCAGAGAGGCUGGAGAGGGCGCCGGAGAGGGAGGUGGAGCAGAGUGUCCUGAAGGUGUUCUGGCAGGAGAUGGAGGCAGUGGGGUUCCAGUCGUCUACACAGCAGGGCGGCGAUAGAGAGUCUGUGCUGGUACAGCACUCAGACUGCAGGGCAGUUGCGGGAAAUCAGAACACUCACCUACCUCUUCUUAAUGUGCACAUCAAACAGGAAGUGGAUCAGUAGCAACCACAGUACUUCCUCUGAUUCAAUUGUUUCAAUUUACAUUCCUUUGUGUUAGUCGGCCAUUUUGGCUCACCCUGAUAGAUCAGAGAGCUAGUUUCUCUCAGGAGAAAUCAGGCCGGACUGAAUGAGUCAGAUGCAGUCUGGAUGAGGACAAGCUGCAUGUAAACGAUCCGAUUGGUUCUGCUCCAGGACCUCAAGACUGUUUUCUCAUGGUGGGAAUAACCAAUCACAGGGACACGAUUUUCCUCAGGGUAGCUAUGCAACAGCAUUAUAUCACUUUGCAAAAGCUUGCAUAUUAGUUUUAUGUGCUCUUUUUAAAUUCAUAAAUACUUUUGGUAUUGCAAAAUAUAAAUACGCUCUGUUAUCUGGUACAAGAGACAUUUAAUAUGUAUAUUUUAAUAACAUUUUAAUUUAUUACUUCACAUUAAAUUUCAUGAUAAAACUUUUUGCUCUGGAUUCUGAAUAUAUGAAAAAUGUUGAGGGUUUAUUAAAGAUGUCUGU
This is a messenger RNA of Sardina pilchardus (European sardine), 3253 nucleotides long. It is a transcript of the gene prdm1c, whose product is annotated as PR domain containing 1c, with ZNF domain. The transcript has 7 exons. Gene Ontology annotation, biological process: cell fate commitment; regulation of transcription by RNA polymerase II. Gene Ontology annotation, molecular function: RNA polymerase II cis-regulatory region sequence-specific DNA binding; protein binding; DNA-binding transcription repressor activity, RNA polymerase II-specific. The record is from RefSeq and is a predicted model, not a curated record. NCBI's taxonomy places the organism in Eukaryota, Metazoa, Chordata, Actinopteri, Clupeiformes, Clupeidae. Gene Ontology annotation, cellular component: cytoplasm; nucleus. Bases 167 to 2752 code for a protein of 861 amino acids.